Messenger RNA from Sclerotinia sclerotiorum 1980 UF-70, 1632 nucleotides. RefSeq lists its product as hypothetical. Gene Ontology annotation, molecular function: carboxylic ester hydrolase activity. The transcript is spliced from 5 exons. The coding region runs from base 1 to 1632 and encodes 543 amino acids. NCBI's taxonomy places the organism in Eukaryota, Fungi, Ascomycota, Leotiomycetes, Helotiales, Sclerotiniaceae. The record is from RefSeq and is a predicted model, not a curated record.
AUGUCAUUCUGGCUUGGAGUUUUGGCCUGCUACUUUAUUGUGAUUGCACUCUCCUCGCCAAUCCAUGAUGAAAAAAAGGCACAGCCUAGAUCUGUCGUAGAUCUAGGAUAUGCUCAAUAUCAAGGUACCUUGCUAAGUUCAGGAAUUACUCAAUACCUUGGAAUGCGAUAUGCAUCUCCUCCUCUUGGCGAUUUGAGAUUUCGCGCACCUCAACCGCCACAAAGAACAACUAGUGUUCAGAAUGCACAAACGUUUGGACCGAUCUGCCUCGCUACUAGCAAUGGUCCCACCUCCUCACAAUCAGAGGAUUGUCUUUACGUCAAUGUAUGGGCACCCAGCACUGCUACUUCGUCUUCCAAACUUCCAGUUUGGGUAUUCAUACAAGGGGGUGGGUAUAUCUCCAACUCCAAUGCCAAUUUCAAUGGCUCAACAGUAGUCAAUACAUCGAAUCAUGGUAUCGUCUUUGUCAAUUUUAAUUACAGGGUCGGGCCAUUUGGAUUUUUGACAAGCGAAAAAGUGAGAGGCGAUGGUGAUCUAAAUGCAGGACUUCUUGAUCAACGUUUCCUGCUACACUGGGUUAAAGAUAACAUUGCUCAGUUUGGCGGUGAUCCAAAUCACGUGGUCAUUCAUGGAGAUUCUGCUGGCGCUGGUUCGGUCGCCCUUCAUCUUACUGCAUAUGGAGGUAGAAACGAUAAUCUCUUCAUCGGCGCAAUCGGCGAAUCUGUUUUCUUUCCCACACAACCUCAAGUAUCAGGAUUAGAAUGGCAAUUUGACCGUUAUGCAAACUCAGCUGGUUGUGGAUCAGCAGAUGAUGCUCUUGGAUGUUUGAGAACUCAAAGUACAACGGUUCUUCAAGCUGCAAAUGUCGCUUCUCCAUAUCCAGGACAAGUGGGCUCACCUCUUUUUUAUUGGACACCAACUAUUGAUGGAGAUUUUAUACAGAACUAUCCUUGUGUUCUGUUCCAAAAAGGGUUAUUUGUGAAUACACCAAUUAUGUUUGGACAUGAAGGCUCCGUCUUCGCCUCCAAUGCCGCCACCUCAAAUGACGUUUCCAUCUUCUUCGAAAACAACUAUCCGCGUCUGACCCCAGCCGAUGCAUCCUCCAUAAACGCCCAAUACCCGCUGAUGUCUCCUCUUGCAAACCACAACCCAUAUUUCCCUUCCGCCUCUGCCGCCUAUGGCGAAACAACAUUCAUUUGCCCCGUCAUAACCAUCUCCAUCUCCCUCGCUACCUUUAACGAUCCAGCGCAGGUAUGGGUCUACCGCUACAACGUGCAGGACAAUAACAAUAUCGCCAAUGGAAUAGGUGUCCCGCACGUUUUCGAAUUACCAGCAAUCUUCGGCCCUGGAAAUGCAAAUGAUGGGGAUGGAGGAAGUUACAGGACAUACAAUGCGGAUAUUGUUCCAGUGGUAAUGAAAUACUGGAUAAGUUUUAUUAAAUUUUUAAGUCCGAAUCCCGGAAAGGAUGCCAGUGCGCCGCAUUGGGAAAGUAUGGGAAUGCCUUCAGCGGCGGGUGGGACGCUGAGGAGGUUGGUACUGCAGACAGGGGCGAGUGCAAUGGAAGUUAUUCCGGAUGAUCAGCUUGGGAGGUGUAAUUUUUGGACGGGAUUGGCGGAAAGGAUGGAGCAGUAG